Molecule: messenger RNA, 342 nt
Organism: Molossus molossus (Pallas's mastiff bat)
Lineage: Eukaryota; Metazoa; Chordata; Mammalia; Chiroptera; Molossidae
Product: 60S ribosomal protein L30-like
Cellular component (GO): cytosolic large ribosomal subunit
Molecular function (GO): RNA binding; structural constituent of ribosome
Source: RefSeq, a predicted model, not a curated record
AUGGUGCCUGCAAAAAUGAUAAAAAAGUCACUGGAGUCGACCAGCUCUAGACUCCACGUUGCUAUGAAAAGUGGAAAUUACGUGCUGGGGUGAGAGCCGACUCUGAUAAUCAGACAAAGCAAAGCAAACCUGGCCAUCCUCGCCAACAACUGUCCAGCCUUGGGAUCUGGAACAGAGUACGGGGCCACGUCAGCCAAGACUGGUGUCCAUCACUACAGUGGCAAUGACACUGCACUGGGCACAGCAUAUGGAAAAUACUACAGUGUGUGCACACUGGCUCCCACUGACCCAGGUGAUCCUGGUGUCAUUAGAAGCAUGCCAGAACAGACAGGUGAGAAGUAA